This is a messenger RNA of Populus euphratica (Euphrates poplar), 705 nucleotides long. RefSeq names its product polygalacturonase ADPG2-like. Gene Ontology annotation, molecular function: polygalacturonase activity. NCBI's taxonomy places the organism in Eukaryota, Viridiplantae, Streptophyta, Magnoliopsida, Malpighiales, Salicaceae. Bases 1 to 705 code for a protein of 234 amino acids. Gene Ontology annotation, biological process: carbohydrate metabolic process. The transcript is spliced from 4 exons. The record is from RefSeq and is a predicted model, not a curated record.
AUGGAAGGCUGCAUGCAAUUAUCGGGGAAAGGCAAGGCUACUUAUCCCCAAGGGAACCUUCUUGAUAGGGGCAACUAUCUUUCAGGGACCAUUAAGGUUCAAAUUGCAGUAACUCUGAAAGCUGUACCAGACCCUAGCAAUGCUGUCUGGAAAUACAAUGUCAGCGACGGUGGCGCCAAGUUCCCUAGUUCUACAAAUUUCAAUCAAGUAGUCAAUGGGGUUAUAAGACAGAUCACCUCUCUGUCAAUCCCACGGGUUUCCAUAUCCAUCGUUCUGUCCCAGAACAUCAAGGCCAAAAAUGUUUGUUUAUUUGCCCCUGACGACAGCCCCAACACUGAUGGAAUCCAUAUAAGCCAAUCCAAUCAAGUACAUGUAUCGAAUAGUGUCAUUGGCACCAGCGAUAUUUGCAUGGGCAUCAUACAUGGAUGCACCGAUAUCCGCAUCAGAAAUAUAACCUGUGGCUCUGAACGUGGUAUCAGUCACAACAAUCCCUUUCGGUUAGAUACUGGUGACAAUCCAGCCAUAAUUUUGGUCACAGACUUACUCACUGGCGACAACUAUGCAACCUGGUCUCGUGCAAUGCGAAGAGCUCUUCGUGCCAAGAACAAAUUAACAUUCAUCACAGGAACUAUCAUCCAGCCAACUGAUCAAGAAGAUCCUCUCUUUGAUUUGUUUGAACGAUGUAAUGACAUGGUGGUUUCAUAG